UGCAGAGGCUUUUAUUGUGAAAUCUGCCUUUAUGCGGAAGCAGACUGUUAGCUUCAGGAAACCAGUUGGAGAAAAAAGAUUUUCCUUCUCCUGGAAAAAACUCCUCCACACUGAGCCCAACAAAGGCCGAAGAAGCUAAAAACCCCAAGCUAAUGGACCGCUGGAAAACUGCACAAAUCCUUAGUCGAUAGGAGGCGAAGCUCCCAAAUUGUCGGGCCGGGUCCGGAACCAGAACCAGGCCCCAGACUGGACCCCGGACCAGUUUCCUCGGGCCUGAGCAGCGUUUAUGGAGGGAGUAUAGCUGCGUCGUUAGCCAGCCUCCACCGCCCCAAUGAAAGAAUACAAAGUUGUCGUGCUGGGCAGCGGCGGCGUCGGCAAGUCCGCGCUCACCGUGCAGUUUGUCACCGGCACCUUCAUCGAGAAGUACGACCCGACCAUCGAGGACUUCUACCGGAAGGAGAUUGAGGUGGACUCGUCGCCCUCCGUGCUGGAGAUCCUGGACACGGCGGGGACGGAGCAGUUCGCCUCCAUGAGAGACCUGUACAUCAAAAACGGCCAGGGUUUCAUCCUGGUCUACAGCCUGGUCAACCAGCAGUCCUUCCAGGACAUCAGGCCAAUGCGAGACCAAAUAGUGCGAGUCAAGCGCUUCGAGAAAGUGCCGCUGAUCCUGGUCGGCAACAAAGUGGACCUGGAGUCGGAGCGCGAGGUCGCCGGCUCGGACGGCCGGGCCCUGGCUCAGGAGUGGGGCUGCCCUUUCAUCGAGACGUCCGCCAAGAGCAAGACGAUGGUGGACGAGCUGUUCGCCGAGAUCGUCCGACAGAUGAAUUACUCCACGCUGCCAGAGAAGCAGGAGCAGUGCUGCACGGCCUGCGUGGUGCAGUGAGGAAGAGAACCCGUUAAUUUGGACCCCUGCAGGCUUUUUGGAGCACCUGAGGAUAACCUGACGUUGACUAAAACUUACCGCUUCAGGUAAAACGCUCUGUCACAGAGACAGAAGAGACCUAUUUUUGAUAAGUGUUGGAAGAUGCUUCUGCUGCAACCUCAACGGCCUUCGUGACGAGCCUGAACGCAGUCAUACGGACUGACUCCAUGGAGCAGCCCUCUGUGAAUUUCUGUCUUAUUAUUUUUAAUAUUUUCUUUUGUCCUUAUAGAUGGAGGUUUUCCUGACAUACUAAGCAGAAGUGUUUUGUGAGGUUGCAGCAUCUUUUUAAAGCUGCUUUAAUCACUAUUAUAUUCUUUAAUAUUACUUGUGUCAUGUCUGAAAUUUGGAAUUUGAUAAAGUAUUUCAUUAUAAUGGAACAUUUAGAUUUUUAAGCAUGCAUACUUAAACCGGUGUGCUGCUCAGGUGUGCUGAUCUUCUUAUCUCAGAGGUUGUUUUUUUUUCUUUUCAUAAAACCUGAGCUAUGUUUUUCUCUUUGGUGUUUUAGACCCUCGUGAAAACAGAGAAACUGGUGAUAUUUAUAUUACGGACAGUUGAGUAUCGUCUGCUCCAAAGUGAAAAUGUUUAAAUGAGCCAUUAUUUUUCUGCUUCUGGCCUGAACUCAAGGCUAGCCUAGACGCCGGUCUUCCGCUUCCACUUUUUUUGUUUUCUUUUAGGUUUUUGGAACGACAAACACUUUGAGAUGAUAAACGCGUAUCGCUUUAGGUUUGGGACAUUCUCACUUCUCAUUACAAAUAACCCCCUACAAAGUGGUCCGGUGAAAGUUCUGGCGCAGUCCAUCUGAUUCUAACUUUUUGUAUUUUUCAUUUUAUUACAGUAACAUAUUUAUUAAAACAUGACGUGGGUAGCCAGUUUUUAACUUAAUUUUAUACUAGCUUCAGUUUUUUUCUGAGUUAUCGGGAUCUUUUUUUGUUGUUGUUUCUAAGCAGAGAAUUUAACAGAGCCUUAAAUUUCUUCUCAUCCCCCUGCACCCUUUUGUCAUUUGUCUUUUUAUUUUCUCUAAGAUAAACCACUGUAAUUAUUUGAAAAUAAACAUGCUGGAACUUCUGUUUUUGUGAUGACACACAGAUAAAGUAUUAUCUUUAAAUGA
Gambusia affinis (western mosquitofish) is the source of this 2030-nucleotide messenger RNA. It is a transcript of the gene rap2c, whose product is annotated as RAP2C, member of RAS oncogene family. Gene Ontology annotation, cellular component: plasma membrane. NCBI's taxonomy places the organism in Eukaryota, Metazoa, Chordata, Actinopteri, Cyprinodontiformes, Poeciliidae. The coding region runs from base 332 to 883 and encodes 183 amino acids. The record is from RefSeq and is a predicted model, not a curated record. The transcript is spliced from 4 exons. Gene Ontology annotation, molecular function: GDP binding; GTPase activity; GTP binding. Gene Ontology annotation, biological process: negative regulation of cell migration; Rap protein signal transduction.